CUAUCCGAUGCCUCUACCAUCCCCCUCUCCAGGCAGUAGUAGGGGAUCUCGAUCCCGCUCGCCUUCCGAAACGCCUUCAACUAAACGCCGGAGGAAAAGUUUAGGCACCAACAGUGAUGUUGCUGCUGCUGCUGCAGGGAAUACGUCCAGUCCUACCAAUCCAGCCCCGACCAGCUCAGGGGUCACUCACACUAUUGGAGCUGGUGGAGUAGUUUUAGAGACUCGCGAUAGUAUAAUGGAGGAUAGUCUGACGCCACAGAUCUUGCUGAGGAUGAACUCCCAGUUGAAGACACGGCUUAUCCAGCAUCGGCAAGACUAUAGUAAAUUAGAGAAGACUUCUAAACAGAUGGAAGAGGAAUUGGCCAAUGCAAGUGUGCUGAAGAAUGUGUGGCUACGAGUAGCUAAAGCAUUCGAUAUAGAGGCGGAUGAAGCUCAGCUGUUGGUGUCGAGCGACCUCAUUGACGAGGUUAUUGGGCAACUCCGAAGCCAAGCUGGAUCCUUUGCAGUAGUCAAAACGUCUCAGCUCGAGGCUAAGGCUGAUACCGAGAAGGAGAGAGCUGAUAAAUUAGAGAAUGAAUUGGAGGAUGUUCAAUGCGAGAAAAACUUACUUGUCAAGCAAGUGGUCCGUCUGAGGCAUCAGCUUAAUCCGGAUCGUUUUAAUGUAUUGAACCCUGAGGAAGGAUCGGCAGAGGAAGCUGCCGUACCGGCCUUGGCGAGGUCAGAGAGAGAACGUCGUGAGUUGAUGGAUGAAGUAGAUCGGCUGAGGACUCAGCUUACAAUGUUAUCUGCUCGUGAGUCGACUUCAUGCACGGCUCUGCAGGAGUCUCUCAGUGCGAUGAAACGUGACCGAGACGUGUGGCGAGAUAGAGCAGCCAAGCUUGAAACUGAUCAUAACUCUAAGAUCGAACUUCUCCAACAGAAAUUGAACGAAUCGCAGAGAAUCGGCAACUCCUGCUCGGAAACGAUGCGAGAAAGGCUCAUGCGUUCGGCCUCUGAGGUUGGUAGUUUGAGAGCGGAAGUGACGAAGCUGAAAGCAGAUUGUGAUGCCUCGGUUGCGGUGAAUAAGGCACGGGAGGAGCGGUAUAAAGUGAUGGAGGAGUUCUUCUCGACGUAUCAAACAGACUUGGAUGCGCGGCAAGAGGAAUGUCGUAAUCUUCACGAUGCGGAGAAAGAGGCGACUGCCAAGAUGCUGAAGAUGGAAGAGGAGCGACGAGAGGAUGUUCGAAAGGCUGAGCGUUUGGAGGAGGAACGGGCUGUUCUUAAAGAGCAGAAGCAGUGUAGAUGUCUGGCAUCUAAUGAGUCUCUCAAAAGCGUGUGUCACAAGAUGGCGAGUUCAUUGGUGAAGACGCAGGUCGAUCUUGAAUAUAAGUCGGCAGAGUUGGCCAGAAUACAACAGUUGUUGGAUGCCGAACAGAGGCAUAGCACUAAACUGAAGGAGAGAAUGGCGUCUCUACGGAAGCAGGUUGAUACCGUUGUUUCUGGUGUUGAUGAUCACAAGUCGGAGUUUUCUCGGUUGUCUCAAGCGGCUAAGGUACAAGAGCUUCAGAAUGCUCGAGUGGUGGAUAACUACUGGGAUGCUCUUCGACAGAAGAAUGAGAGUCUUGGGAUCAUUCAGCGACUGACCGAGGAGAGGGACGCUCUGCAGAAGCAUGUGCAAGCGUUGGAGUCGGCGCAUAGGCAGGCUAAUGGAGCCUCGAUGCAGGAGAAUCAGCUUGCACAGCAGAGCAAUAAUAAUAGUCUUGCGGCUAUGGGCCAGUGUAGGAUGCAACUUGAGACGAUAGUAGCGGAGCAGAAGGAGAAGAUGGAGUCGUUCAAGAGCACCAUAACAAUGCUCAAAGGUGUGGCUGAUAAAUGUCAAGCUGAUUGCAGGGAGAAGAACAAGAGGAUUCUGGAGGUGGAGAAAACUAAUAUUCGACUAACUCGCCAACUUGAGAAAGCACGAUCGUCGGGCAGCGGACACGUAGUGAGUGGAGUGGAAGGGUCUGGUCAAUCACCAUCGCCAGGGGCAGUAGUGGAUGAUAAGGCUCAGGCAAUGUCUAUCAUAGAGCAGGAGGAGGUUCGAGCUUACCGAUUGAAAGUGAAGUGCUCGAUCUGCCAGCAGAAUGAUAAGCAGGUUGCACUGCAAAAGUGCAUGCAUUGUUUCUGUCGAACUUGUGUUAACGAGACCAUGAUACAAGCACGGAAUAGGAAGUGUCCUCUGUGCGGUCAGAGAUUCUCCGAGUCUGAUGUUCGAACGAUACAUUUAUUGGAAGUCGGUGAGUGAUGAUGAUGAUGAUGAAAGUGAUAGUGUCGAGAAUUUACGAUUC
This is a messenger RNA of Perkinsus marinus ATCC 50983, 2306 nucleotides long. Its product is annotated as Ubiquitin-protein ligase BRE1, putative. The record is from RefSeq and is a predicted model, not a curated record. Bases 8 to 2263 code for a protein of 751 amino acids. NCBI's taxonomy places the organism in Eukaryota, Perkinsozoa, Perkinsida, Perkinsidae. Gene Ontology annotation, cellular component: HULC complex; nucleus. Gene Ontology annotation, molecular function: ubiquitin protein ligase activity. The transcript is spliced from 26 exons.